AUGAAAAGUUUAGCCACUGAGUCUCGCAGUUCUAAAUUAGUAACCAUUGCCUGGAUUCUAAGUUUUCUCCUAAGUAUACCUCAGGCUAUAAUAUUCAGAGUUGCACGGGGACCCUUUGUAGAAGAAUUUCAUCAAUGCGUGACACACGGAUUUUACACAGAGCAAUGGCAAGAACAAACAUACACCACUUUGUCAUUCGUGUUUAUGUUUGUUAUCCCCUUGAUAAUUCUGAUCUCAACCUACGUUUCUACUAUAAGAACUAUAGCGCGGAGCAAAAAAUUUUUUGAAACAGAGAACAAGUGGCAAGAGAGAUAUUCAGCAUUAGAUAUAAACAGAAGGAGGCUUAUGGAUAGAGCAAAAAUGAAGUCCUUGCGUAUGUCCGUUGUUAUCGUAACAGCGUUUGUAAUAUGGUGGACACCUUAUUACAUAAUGAUGAUCAUUUUUACAUUUUUGAACCCUGAAAAAAGUGUAGGCGAUGACUUACUAACUGCAAUUUUCUUCUUUGGUAUGUCAAAUAGCCUGGUUAACCCUGUCAUAUAUGGCGCUUUCCAUUUAUGGCCAAAAAAGAAGCGCAGCUAUCAAAGCGAUAGGGAAUCGGGAGGAUUGCAUGCUUCGGGUCGUCGGGAUCAUACCUCUUCUGUAAAAUUAACUACUUUAAGAUCCAUAAGAUCUUCAUCGAAAAAUUCGAAUGGGCAAAACAUAGCAUUCCUU
Messenger RNA from Iphiclides podalirius (scarce swallowtail), 711 nucleotides. The record is from the annotation of a GenBank genome assembly. Lineage: Eukaryota; Metazoa; Arthropoda; Insecta; Lepidoptera; Papilionidae.